Messenger RNA from Arxiozyma heterogenica, 954 nucleotides. It is a transcript of the gene URA1, whose product is annotated as dihydroorotate dehydrogenase. The coding region runs from base 1 to 954 and encodes 317 amino acids. The record is from RefSeq and is a predicted model, not a curated record. Gene Ontology annotation, cellular component: cytoplasm. NCBI's taxonomy places the organism in Eukaryota, Fungi, Ascomycota, Saccharomycetes, Saccharomycetales, Saccharomycetaceae. Gene Ontology annotation, biological process: UMP biosynthetic process; 'de novo' pyrimidine nucleobase biosynthetic process. The transcript has a single exon. Gene Ontology annotation, molecular function: dihydroorotate dehydrogenase activity.
AUGUCUGCUGAUUUAACUACGAAAUUCUUUGAUGCUACUUUUGCCAACCCAUUCAUGAACGCUUCUGGUGUUCAUUGUAUGUCUAUUGAAGAGUUAAAAGAAUUGGAUAACAACUCAAAUGCAGGUUCUUUCAUCACAAAGAGUGCUACCCCAGAGUUUAGACAGGGGAACCCAGAACCACGUUACUACUCGGUUCCAUUGGGCUCUAUCAACUCCAUGGGUUUACCUAACAAAGGCUUCGACUAUUAUCUAAACUACGUCAUCAAACGUCAACAAGAAAAUAAAAAUGAUAAUAAACCAAUUUUCUUCUCUGUAGCAGGCAUGUCUGUAGCAGAUAAUUUGGAAAUGUUGGAAAAAUUACAAAACAGUGAGUUCCAUGGUUUCACUGAAUUAAAUUUGUCAUGUCCUAAUGUCCCAGGUAAACCACAAGUUGCAUACGAUUUCGAAUUGACUAAAGAGAUCUUGACAAAAGUUUUUGAAUUCUUUAAAAAACCAUUAGGUGUCAAAUUACCACCAUAUUUCGAUUUUGCACAUUUCGAUAUGAUGGCUGCUAUCUUGAAUGAAUUCCCAUUAGCAUAUGUCAACUGUAUCAAUUCCAUUGGUAAUGGGUUAUACAUCGAUGUGGACACUGAAACUGUUGUUGUUAAACCAAAGAACGGAUUUGGUGGGAUCGGUGGUGAUUACGUGAAACCAACUGCAUUAGCAAACGUUAGAGCCUUCCAACAAAGACUAAGACCAGAAAUCAAAGUUAUUGGUACAGGUGGUAUUAAAUCAGGACAGGAUGCGUUUGAACAUUUACUUUGUGGUGCAACAAUGUUGCAAAUCGGUACUCAGUUGGUCAAAGAAGGUCCAUCUGUCUUUGCAAGAAUUGAAAAGGAGUUGAAGGAAAUUAUGGACAAGAAAGGCUAUAAGACUAUUGGUGAAUUCCGUGGUAAAUUGAAAAGUAUUGAAUAA